AUGUCCGAGGCAUUGGAUGCACUCAGUUUCCUAGACGCUGUGAGCGCUUCCGGCGCCAACAGUGCCGACUUACCACCGCCGCCACCGACGGCGUCUCCUGAGUUCGCUCGGCAAGCGAAGCGCCAGCGCACAGGGGGCGCUGCGCCUGGUCAGUUGGUGGCAGUGAAGACAGAGCAUGGCGCAGAAAACAAGGGGCAGGAUGGCAUCGUGCCCGCGUCGCCCGGUGCAACUUCUGCCUGCACCGCCCGUACUGUCAAGCUGGAGACCACUGCUGGCGAAGGCGACAAGAUUUGCAAUGGGUGCCGGAGGAGCCGCUUGCAUGGCGUAUGUUACGUAACCCUUGAGCCUCUCCAUUGGGGCCUUCCCGAUGGUCGGGGGAGUUGGUGCAAGGACUGUUUCAACUUGUGGCGCCUGGAGUACUCGAAGGUGGUCACGCUGGUCAUGUUCCACGUCAGGCUGCAGAGGGCGGAGCACCAAGAGGAUUUCGAGUUCAAGUUCGCUUGCUACGUGUCCCUUCGGAAAGAGGGCCAUGAACGGAUUACCGAAGCCAUGCUUUCUGGGCGCGUAUCUACCAUGAGGUUUGUCCUUCGCAUGUUGGGGAUGCCGUUCGGCGAUUUCGUUGUCCAGAAGCUCAGCGAGAUUGCUUCCACUGAUGGUCUGGAGGCCAGUCGCUUGAUUCAGUUGCGGAUCGACAAGAAAUGUGAGAUCGGCUACUUGGUUCCGAAUUCACCGGCGCUUGGUUCCUCGUCUGACGCGGUGGUAGCUCGCCCAGAAGAUGGGUCGUGGAUGGGGGCCCGAGUCAAAGCUACCAUGCGCACUUGCAACGAGGAAGACAUCACUUUGGUGAGCACGGCUUGUGGCGCAGAUGGAAGCAACACCACGCCUCAGAAGGCCCACGUGAUGUCGACAUUGAUCGUCGCGUCGCCAGCCACGAGCCCCACGCAACAGAAAGUGGACAAGCAGCUCAGCAUGAUCCGUGAUAUCUUCGACAACUUCAGUUCGGAACAGUGGAAAUCCCUGAAAGAAUCAACGUUCACAUCACCGCUGAACAAAUUGACGUCGUUGCAGGCCGAGGUGAGCAUCUCGGGCGAAGAGGGCGUGUUGGAGAAAGUAUCAUCUUGGUGUUCUGCCCUGGGCUACAGCAAGACCAUUGCGAAAAAAUACAAAGAGUUCGGCAGGAACCCGAACAAGAUCGACAAGCUCAUCGCCCUCGAGCCGUUCAUGGGCAAGCUCGUCGAAUUCUUGAAAUCGGAGGGGGUCGUGCUUCAUCUGUCGUUUGUCCUCUUCCACUUGCAGGUGCGAUUCCACGCCCCGCAGGGCGCAGCACUCCACGAGCGCUUGAUGGGCAUUGCGGACGAGGCGGCCGAUGGGGCCAUGCUCCAAGUUGCUGGUCUUGACGGAGGCGCGGCAGUUGCGGAGAGCUGGAUGCGCACCAUCGUUUUCCAAAAAUCUCCAUUGACAUUGAGAAGAUAA
Molecule: messenger RNA, 1473 nt
Organism: Prorocentrum cordatum
Lineage: Eukaryota; Dinophyceae; Prorocentrales; Prorocentraceae
Source: the annotation of a GenBank genome assembly